This is a messenger RNA of Brassica rapa (field mustard), 1013 nucleotides long. RefSeq lists its product as uncharacterized. The record is from RefSeq and is a predicted model, not a curated record. Lineage: Eukaryota; Viridiplantae; Streptophyta; Magnoliopsida; Brassicales; Brassicaceae.
AAGACUUAGUUAGGACGUGGGAUUGGAAAUUGUCUAGCUUUUCUAGAAGAAAAGAAACGAAUUUGUCCAAAGUGUGACCCACAUCAACCCAAGAAACUUAUAAAUUAUAUUUAAAUAGUAAAGAGUUUAUAUAUAUAAGAUUAAAGAAAUCAAAAUCAUGGAAUCUAUCAAAGUCCAAAUCUCCAAAUCAGAUCAUCUCUCCUCCCAAAAGCCAAAGUCCAUACCUCUCUCCUUCCCAUUCAUUCAUCUUCUUCUCCAUGACUACAUCAGCUUCAAUGAACCCAUCUCUCUUUCGAGUAAUCUGUAUACUCCACUCAGUCAUUGCUCUAACAAGUGGGACCCUAAUGAUGUUCUACACAGAGAAGGCUUCCAUCUUCGGACCAGGAAGUGAGAUCGCUAGCAAACUCAAAGGAUCAACGCCGCACGAUGAACUACUCAUUCAGAUAUCUCAGUCUUUCUCCGGUUUGCUCCUCUUUGCUAUUGGUUUGAUACUGUUCAUGGUGUCUUUCGUUAAAGACAGAGAGUUUCACGGCUUCUUCGCUGGAGGGUCUGUGAUUCUCUACGUGUUGAUGGCUUCUUGGAGGGUUUUGUUCGAGUGGAAGAUUGAAGAUCUUGCUUAUGAAUGGCCUAAGCAAGCUCUUGGAGAUAUAGCUUUAGGGAUCUCUUGGGUUUUCUUUCUUGUUUAUUCAUGGAGAGAAAAGUAUGAUUGAUUGAUUGAUGUUUUUGAUUCUUGUUGUAACUUGUGGGCUAAGCAAGAACCUUUCAAUCUUCAGAUUUGGUAAGAGAGAAACUGAAAGCAUCUGUCGGAAUUCAGACAAGAUCAGAUCAGAUCAAACAAUAAAUAGUUUGGAUUCACAUCUUCAGAAGAUCAAGGAUUUUAUUUUGUUUGGUCUUUAAUUAUUGCUAUGUAUAUCCUUUAUAUUUUGCUGAACCAAUCCAAACUCAUUGUGAAAAGAGAAUCUGAGAUUCUGAUUUUUGAUUAAUUAAUUAUGAAAAAACUGAAAAUUACAUUC